GCCAUAUUGCAGUGAUAACCGCGCGGCGGGCGGACGAGAAUCGAGGCCGGUGCGUGGGCCGCCCCCCGCCCGCGCCAGGUGCCGCUCCGGACCGCGCCGGUCUCGACUCCUCCCGUGGAUUCGCGCGCCCGAAAUUCGGUGAAUCCGGCGUGAUUUAGUGUGACAGUGAGCCGGCCUGCGCGGUUUCGGUGCGGCACGAGCGAGGAGCUCAGUGUUGUGUGUGGGGCCCGUCGAGGCCCGAGUGCCCUUGUGUGAUGUGUGUGGGACCGGGGAUCGACCGCCUCGUACAGGUGGGGACGAUGAGGGAACAGGAAGGCGACGGCCCCGAGAGCCGUUAGCCGGACUCGAUGGACGAGUAUGGCGGGCCGGCGGCGCCGCCCCGGCCGCCCAAGCCGGCGGCGCGCGUGCACCGAGCGGGCGCGCGCCAGCCGGCCGUCUCCCUGCUGCGGCCUCGUCCGGAGGCCGAGCGCGAACGGAACGCCUACGUGGAGACCCCCCACGCGCCGCACGCGCCGCCGCCGCAGCCGCCGCACCGGCACGCCGCGCUGCCGCUCAAGCCGGUGACGGCGCAGCCCGGCGGCGACAAGCGGCGCGCGCCCCAGCCCGACUCGAUCGUGUGCGAGCGCUGCGGGCGCUGCCGCUGCGACGAGUGCGCGCGGCCGCGGCCGCUGCCGUCGCGCUGGCUGUGCGGCUCGUGUCUGUGCAGCGCGGAGGCGUGCGUGGACUACGCGUCGUGCAUGUGCUGCGCCAAGGCGCUGUUCUACCACUGCGGGAGCGGCGAGGAGGAGGCGGCGGCGCCGUGCGCGUGCGGGCCGCGGCUGGCGUGCGUGGCGGCGCUGGCGGUGCCUCUGCCGUGCCUGUGGCUGUACUGGCCGCUGCGCGCGUGCGCGGCGGCGGGCGCGGCCGCGUACGCGCGCCUCAGCCGCGCCGGCUGCCGCUGCGCCCGGCCGCCGCUGCCCAGUAUUAUCUAGUCCCGCGCCCGCGAUGUACAAAUAUUUAUUGGCGAGCGGAGAGGCUCGAGAGUCGAGUGAGUGCCGUGAGUGGCGCGCGGGGCCCGGACCCCGCCCCGCGCCGAGUGAUCGUCUCGUUGUAAAUAUAGUCGUAUAGUGUGAAUGUACGUGAACGUGUCGCCCGAACGCCGAAAGUCUCAAAUUUUCUUGAGACCGAAACGUGUCAUAAAACGCUAACGUUAGUAUUUUGGAUUCCGCGCGAGUCCGGAGAAGAUUAAGAAAUGAGAUAUAAAACAUACUUAUUAAGAUGUAGAUAAUUUACCAUUUAUUUAUUAACUGAAUUUGUAUUUAUUUGUAAAUAAAACGACAACAACAUUAUAUUAUAAAUACGAAU
This is a messenger RNA of Aricia agestis (brown argus), 1344 nucleotides long. RefSeq names its product protein sprouty-like (gene sty). Lineage: Eukaryota; Metazoa; Arthropoda; Insecta; Lepidoptera; Lycaenidae. The coding region runs from base 348 to 971 and encodes 207 amino acids. Gene Ontology annotation, biological process: animal organ development; multicellular organism development; negative regulation of MAP kinase activity. The record is from RefSeq and is a predicted model, not a curated record. Gene Ontology annotation, cellular component: membrane; cytosol. The transcript has 2 exons.